This is a messenger RNA of Gongylonema pulchrum, 1710 nucleotides long. The record is from the annotation of a GenBank genome assembly. NCBI's taxonomy places the organism in Eukaryota, Metazoa, Nematoda, Chromadorea, Rhabditida, Gongylonematidae.
GCACCCUUCAAUGCAUCUUCAACUAUAUAUUGUACUUUUUACAGCCGGCGAUUCCGAAUCGAUGCGUCUGAUAUAAUUUUGUUUUCCACAACAACAACAUUUGAUCCAUUUGUUGUGGAAAUUUUUCUGGCUGCAAUGAAUGGUGCAAAAAUCUUGCUUGUCCCAGACUGGUAUCGCUCAACGCCAGCCAGAUUGGCUGAUGCGAUUAUCAAGCAUGGUGCAACUUUCCUACAGACAACACCUUCACAGCUGAAAAUUUUUCCUCAUGCGGCAUUGAUGGAAAUUUUUGCUGGUCGUACAUCCGUCCGAACAAUACUUGUGGGUGGUGAAGCUUUCCCGAUGAAUUUUCUCCGAGGCUAUCAUAUUGACGACAAAUCUGUGGCAUUCUACAAUGUUUAUGGGAUUACAGAAGUGUCGUGCUGGGCUUCGUGUCAGAAAAUCAGUUGGAAGGAAGAUGAUGUCGAAAUUGGUGAGCCGUUACUGGGAACAAAAUUCCUGAUCAAUGAGCAAGGCGAAUUACUGAUUGGUGGCACAAGGCGUUGCAUCAGCAAUGGCGAGUGGUCCGGCACUUGGACUUCUACAGGUGAUAUUGUUGAGCGCAAAGAAUCGGGGAAAAUUUAUUGGCUUGGUCGAUGCAAUGAUCAGCAGAAAAUCAACGGAAUCAAAGUGAGCCUUACGGGAUUGGCACGAAAAGCGGAAACAUUCGAUGGCAUUCAGUCCGCUCUGGCCUUGCAAUAUGCACAAUCCGUGUUGUUGUUUGUGCACGUUAAAAAUAACUCGGUCCAGUCGGAAUUGCUGAAAAAUAUAUCAAUAGCUGGCUUACUUUUUAUUGUUAUCCCAAUGGAAAGCUGGCCUUUAACUCUGAAUGGAAAAGUCGAUCGACAGAAGCUUAUGCAAAUAUUCAAGCAGCGCGAUUUUGUUUUUACAGUGAACGAUUUAAGUGAUUUGCUUUCUAAAUUCGGAAUUUGUUUGAAAAAUGAUCGAGAAAGAACGUUUGCUGCUUUGGGCUUAACAUCGCUUCGCGCCACUGAAUUGACGAUCAAGACGGAACACCUUCUCAAGCAGCGUGAUUUCCCUCUUCUACAAUAUUUUCUUUCUGAUACAGCAACGGUCGCUGGUUUUCUGGAUUUGUUGAAAUUUGGUGAAGUUUUCUGGGAUGCACCCUUAUCGUGUUCGCAGGGAUAUGUUAUUAAGCCAGCAAUAUCGAGGGAAAUUUAUCCAGAAUGGGAGUAUAACUUAGGGAAGUGCAUCGAUGCGACGCCUGUUGUUGAAAGCGGAUCGGUCUUCGUGGGUUCGCACUCUGGAAGAUUUGUUUCAUUGUCAUUGGAUGGCGCGAAGAAUUGGGAGGUUGAAAUUGGAGGGCGAAUCGAAGCAACGGCGUGUUACCAGAGUGGUAUCAUUGCUGUCGGUUGUUACAGUGGUUGCUUGUAUCUCAUUGAUGGGAAGAAUGGGCAAAUUAUCUGGCAGUAUCAAGUUGGAAAUGCAAUCAAAUCUCGCCCUGUGCUUUUCGAUGAUGCGGAAAAGUGUGUAUUCGGCUCUCACGAUAAAUUCCUGUACAUGCUGGAUAUCAAGGAGCAAAAGUUGUUGUGGAAAGUAGCUUGUGAUGGGUCCAUUUUAUCAUCACCUUUACUUCAUAACGAUGCGGUGUUUGUCGCCACUCUGCAGGGUGAAUUUCUGGCUGUUGACCUGGUGAGUUUUGGCAUUUUAUAA